This is a messenger RNA of Misgurnus anguillicaudatus (oriental weatherfish), 3565 nucleotides long. It is a transcript of the gene hnf1ba, whose product is annotated as HNF1 homeobox Ba. The record is from RefSeq and is a predicted model, not a curated record. Gene Ontology annotation, cellular component: nucleus. Gene Ontology annotation, molecular function: DNA-binding transcription factor activity, RNA polymerase II-specific; RNA polymerase II cis-regulatory region sequence-specific DNA binding. Gene Ontology annotation, biological process: insulin secretion; regulation of transcription by RNA polymerase II; pancreas development. NCBI's taxonomy places the organism in Eukaryota, Metazoa, Chordata, Actinopteri, Cypriniformes, Cobitidae.
CAUGGCAAGUUAUAUCAUUCUGUCGGUCAGGGAAGUGGCCUAACUUUUCGAAGCAGGUGUCUUUAGAAGAGCUCUUUGGAUGCUUGAGGAGGGGGAAUUUGACAUACUGAAUUUCCCUCGUUUCCUCAUUGCGUGCAAAACUUUUAGAUGUUCGCAAAAAUGGUUUCCAAGUUAACAUCUUUGCAACAAGAGCUUUUGAGCGCUUUAUUAGACUCAGGAGUUACCAAAAAUGUGCUUCUUCAAGCUUUGGAUGACCUGGAUCCAAGCACGAGCGGGUUUGGAAUUAAGCUGGAUAGUCUUCAGAUGUCACCUUCCAGUUCCAAAAUGAAUGGGAGUGAUACGGAUACAAAGCCUGUUUUUCACACGCUGACAAAUGGACACAGUAAAGGGAAGUUAUCAGGGGACGAGGGCUCGGAGGACGGGGAUGAUUACGAUACACCGGCAAUAUUGAAAGAGCUGCAGUCUCAAAACACAGAAGAGGCCGCAGAACAGAGGGCAGAAAUUGAGCGAAUGUUGGCCGAGGACCCUUGGCGCGCGGCCCGUAUGAUUAAAGGUUACAUGCAGCAGCACAAUAUACCGCAGCGCGAGGUGGUGGACGUCACGGGACUCAACCAGUCGCACCUGUCGCAACACCUCAAUAAAGGCACACCUAUGAAAACGCAGAAGCGCGCGGCACUCUACACCUGGUACGUCAGGAAACAGCGCGAGAUUUUGCGACAAUUCAACCAGACGUCACAAGGAUCUGUCAACAACAUGUCGGACAAAGCCAAUCAAGAUCAAGUGCUACUCUUCUUCUCUGAGUUUGGUCAAUCUGGGCAGAGUAUGGGCCAACCAGCAGAAGAUGCUGCCAUUGAACCCGCUUGCAAAAAGCUCAGACGCAAUCGGUUCAAAUGGGGGCCUGCAUCCCAACAGAUCCUCUACCAGGCUUACGAAAGGCAAAAGAACCCCAGCAAAGAGGAGAGAGAGGCACUGGUGGAGGAAUGUAACCGGGCUGAGUGCAUCCAGAGAGGAGUAUCACCAUCCAAAGCUCAUGGUCUUGGCUCCAACCUGGUCACAGAGGUGCGAGUCUACAACUGGUUUGCCAACAGAAGAAAAGAAGAAGCAUUCAGACAAAAGUUGGCUAUGGACGCCUACACAGGGCCAACGCACAGCCUCAACUCCCUCCUCUCUCACAGUUCUCCUCAUCACCCACAGGCCAGCAGCUCCCCACCAAGCAAGAUGCAAGGUGUCAGGUACAGCCAGCAGGGUCCCGGUGAAGUCAGUUCUUCCACGACCAUCAAUCACCACGCCAGCAACGGCAUGGCAACCAGCCAGUCAGUGUUACAGCAAGUCUCUCCGGGGGCCCUGGACCCCAGCCACAGCCUCCUGUCACCUGACGCCAAGAUGAUAUCGGUAUCGGGUGGAGGUCUUCCUCCAGUCAGCACCCUAACCAACAUCCAUGCAUCCCACCAUGCACACCAACAGACCCCCAACCUAAUAAUGCCUCUCUCUGGGGUCAUGGCCAUCGCACAGAGUUUAAACACAUCGCAGGCGCAGACGGUUCCCGUCAUCAACAGCGUCGCAGGCAGUCUGGCAGCGCUGCAGCCCGUGCAGUUCUCGCAGCAGCUAAACAGCCCACAUCAACAGCUCAUGCAACAGUCGCCAAGCCACAUGAGCCAGCAGCCCUUCAUGGCAUCCGUCUCGCACUCGCACAUGUACUCGCACAAGCAGGAGCCACCUCAGUAUUCUCACCCGUCUCGAUUUCCCCCAAUGGUGGUGACGGACGCCAACAGCCUCAGUACGCUGAGCUCAAUGUCCUCCAGCAAACAGGAUGCUCCUGUAAACAGGAUGGUGCAACUGGGGGGUCUCUCUUGGUGUCCACUGCAGGCCUGGUAAGCAUGCGCAGCUGAUUUCUUCGACACCUGGCAACAGGAGCACGUCCUACCCAUUCCCCCUCAUCACGCCUGUAUCCGUGGCAACUCUAGUGGCGCAAUGGACGAUGAGUUAGUCAAUAAACAGAGGACUGAGGUGCAACUGAUCUAUGCAUGUGAAAAAAACACAGACAAUGUCAGGUUGUUUUGUUCCAUCACCAAGUGUGAAGAAAACUUACAAGGGUGAAACCAUUUUAAGCCCAAACAUCAGUGGCACGGACAAAUCAUAUCAGUUAACGUCUCUGAAGAACAAAUGGAUGGAAAUGAGAUGGUGUGAUAAAGCUACAGAUGCAAACAGAAACAGGGUUGCAAUGGACAACCACCUGGAUGGAUGGCACGAUUGCUUUUCUCUGACAUUUACUAGAAAAAGAGCACAAGUACACGUCCAUGUAUUUCUGAACGUGCUCGAUGAAGACCUCGAUACAAUGACAAUCAAAAGAUGUUAACCUACGAUAUAAGCAACUGUGGGGUUUAAUGUAAUGAUACAAAGAAGUCUUCCAAUGCAUAGACAAUGUGUACAGCUGUAUGUAAAUAGAAGCGAUUAUUAUAUCAUUAUUAUUUCAUCGGUCUGAAGGAUGUAAAUAUUUAAUAGUCCACAUGGUUUGUUGUUUUAUUCGUCUUUGUAACCUGUGAUUCAGUGACAAUCUUUAUAAGUGUAGGACUAUGCAAUGUGUCGGAGAACGCCGUUUAGAUUUCACGAUUUUGAAGUGACAUUUCAAGUAAUGCAGAUCUAUUUUUGACUUGGUAACUGGCAAAUCUCAAAAUUGAGAUAAAACACUGGAUCUAUUGAUCCCUCCCUAUCUUUAUAAAAUAGAUACAUACUGAGUAUUGGCAUAAGUGUCGUCAGAUAGAUAAGAGUGACUUUUCAGUGCCAGCAUUUAGGUGGUAAAAUUCCAAAUCCUUAUCCGAGGAAUACUGGAUUGACUAGGAGAGAUGGGUCGAUGGGAGAAACAGAUAACCCGUCCGCAAACCCAUUGAUAACAGCAGUGAAUAAUGAUGUGCCUUUCUAAUCUAAAUAUUAACCUACAAUCAAGCCUUCAUUGUCAGGAGUAUAUGAAAAAAACUCAUGUUGAAAUGAUGUCAUGUGAUGUAAUCAUGAAGUUGUCAGGCUUGUUUGACUUCAUGCGGCGCUGCAAGAACCGACAACCGGAUGACGUCAAAGUUCCGCGAGAGGGAUUUAAAAGCAGACGACUCUGUAUGAUUUCGCGAAUCGCUCUCGCGGUACUAUGACGUCGCAUGAAGUCGAACAAGCCUAUGCCAUUUCAAACAGUAUUACCUGCUUACAAAACUCUGAGCUACCAGGAAACAUUGUGGGUGUUGGCCUUGUGCUUUUUUGACACUUGAAACCAUUUUUUUAGACUUUGUGACAACUGAAUUUUGAAAUUGUCAUUUUGAUUAACUGAAGAUACACAUCUCUUGUCCCAUUUGAGAGUUGAAUACUUUUCAAAAGGUCACUUCUGUGUUUUAUUGUUGUAAUGUUGACUAUGAACCCACUGCCAGUCAACAUUUAGUUACAGUGCUGUUUUGUCCUGGAUUCUCUCCGCAUUGUAUUAUUUUUGUAUAAAAUGAAAUCAAUCUUUUUAAAUCAUUAUUUAUGCCUUACAGGAAAAAAAGUUAAUGUUGAAGUAAAGUUUUUUUCUCAAGAUUGAAAAUAA